Molecule: messenger RNA, 1419 nt
Organism: Sphaerulina musiva SO2202
Lineage: Eukaryota; Fungi; Ascomycota; Dothideomycetes; Mycosphaerellales; Mycosphaerellaceae
Product: glycoside hydrolase family 16 protein
Exons: 3
Coding region: 1-1419 (472 amino acids)
Biological process (GO): glucan catabolic process
Molecular function (GO): hydrolase activity, hydrolyzing O-glycosyl compounds
Source: RefSeq, a predicted model, not a curated record
AUGUUCUCAUCCUCCUCCUCCUUCCUCUCUUCUACACUCUUUUUCUCUUGCCUUGCACUCUUCAGCACCACAGGCUGGGCUGAUUAUGUGCUGCAAGAUGACUACUUCGAAGCAGGCUUCUUCGAUCAAUUCGACUUCUUCGACCAACCCGAUCCCACACAUGGCUUUGUGAGCUACAAGACGUAUGAUGAAUCCUGCGCUGCAAGUCUCAUCACCAAUACAACUUCCUCAGUAUACAUUGGCGUGGACAGCGAGAACAUCUCGCCCUUUGGCCGAAACAGUGUUCGCAUCACGAGCAAGAAAGCAUAUAAUUCCGGACUGGUAGUUGUUGAUAUUCAACAUAUGCCUGGCGGGAUUUGUGGAACAUGGCCAGCAUUCUGGAUGGUAGGCCCUAACUGGCCCCACGGUGGCGAAAUCGAUAUUUUCGAAGGCGCCAACGACCAAACCACCAACGACGUCACCCUCCACACCGGACCCGGCUGCUCCAUCACCAACAACGGCGGAUUCUCCGGAAGUUUGAAAUACACCAGCUGCGCCUCCAGCGGCACCAACAACCUGGGCUGCCAAAUCGGGGCCACGAGCGAGAAAACCUUCGGAACGGGUUUCAACGCCAAUGGGGGCGGAGUCUACGCGACGGAAUGGACGAGCGAAUACAUCAGCGUGUGGUUCUUCCCGCGAGGAGAAAUCCCCGCGGAUGUGUUGAGUGCGUCACCCAAGCCGUCGACGUGGGGUACGCCGAUUGCGAGGUUUGAAGGGGAUUGUGAUAUGGCGUCGUCGUUUACCAAUCAGCAAUUGGUGUUUGAUACGACGUUUUGUGGCGACUGGGCUGGUCAGGCGUGGUGGUCAUCGUCGAGUUCGUGUGCGGCUUUGGCGCCGACGUGUGAAGAGUUUGUGGAAUUGAAUCCGAGUGCGUUUCAGGAGGCGUAUUGGAGUGUCAAUGCGUUGAAGGUGUAUCAGGUGGAAGCAGCUGGAGGGUAUGGUAGUCCUCCUCCUCCUCCUCCACCUCCUCCUUCGCAGCAGCCGUCGCCGAGUGCAUAUGUGCCCGUGACAAGCGCGGCGGCGCCGGUGGUGACGCCAUAUACUCCUGCGCCUUCGGUGGUGCAGACGACGUUUGCGAUUUACACGACGACGGCUCCGAACAGAGGGAAUGCGCCUAUGGUGGUGGUGAGUCCGGCUGAGACGGGCACCGGGAGUGCAGCUGUGGUGGGAGUUGGCGGUGUGGUUGGACUUGGACUUGGACUUGGAGGGGGAGGAGGAGCAUCGCUGGCUGCACCUCCUCCGCCCGCGGAAACACAAGCUGGGAGUGGCUGGUUCACAACCAAUUCUGACGGGACGGUUGGGCUCAGUGGACUAGGGAAACGCCACAGACAUGCUAGGCACUUGACGCAGCACAAGGGUCAGUUGGGGAGGAGGAUUUGA